This is a messenger RNA of Staurois parvus, 367 nucleotides long. Lineage: Eukaryota; Metazoa; Chordata; Amphibia; Anura; Ranidae. The record is from the annotation of a GenBank genome assembly.
GCAAGCGUCGUCAGGCAGGCCGGGUCAAUAUCAAUUGGGCAGGUAGGUACAGGGGGAGCAAGCAGAGAAUGGUCGGGGUCACAGGCCAGGGAUCAGAGCAGGAGAAGUCAGCAGCAGUUCAGAUCAGGCAGGGUCAGCAAAGGGACAGAAACAGGAUGCAGGACAGAUACAGGGCCCAGGACAAACACACCAAGGCAGAGUCUGUGGGUCUGGCCAUCCCUUAAAUACCCCAGCAUCAUCAGUUCCAGGUGUUAGCUGGCUGAAAGGUUGAGUCUCUGAUUGCUGGGAGCACCCGCUGGCCAGCCCUGGUACUGCAGAUCAAAAGGCAGGUGAGUCCCACCAUUGCUGGCCAGUCCAUUCCUGACAG